GCGAUGUUAUCGUGGAGAGUAACAUGAGUCCGUCAACCAGAAAUUGUGAUAGAGUGGUUAACGCCGUAUCGUUUGACGGGAGUCCUGGAUAUGCCAAGAUUAGGAAACUGGGUGAUGAUGUCGAUAAUUGUCUGUACGUACUAGCAUUAGACCGUUCUGCUUUGGGAACAUUGCACGGGUUCUUUGAGGAGCCAUAUUGGGGACAAGCACAACGUAAAACACAACAAGAAGAUGUGAUUGCGACUAAACAAGGAACACAAGUGACAAAUGAGGAGCAGCGACAACGGCAGGAACAAGAACAAUCGCAAAGUAGCGUGUCCGUACAUUCUCCGGUAUAUGUGGCAUGGGGUACACAGCAAGCAUACUAUAAUUCUCAAUCAAAAACACUAGAGGUUUAUUAUGGCGAAGAAGAAACGGAACUCACUCUCAUCUCGCUAAAGCCUCCAUCCAACUCUUCAACUCCCAAUGCAUCCUACCCUCUUCCAUUUGUCCACACUAUACCACUAACUCCUCAUCAUGUAACGUCGACUCUCGACCUGACGCCUCAACUUCGCUCUUGGCAAAAACGAGUGUCUGAUUUGGCUAAUCUAAAUUGGCGGCCAACCAGUCUUAAACAAUCGCCGCUGGAACAUGGUCUUAUAUCUGGACAUAUAUUAUAUAAAACUUGCUUUCCAGCCGAGUAUAAGGUUUUAAAAUCAAAGGUCAGGCUCUUAAUAAAUGCGAGACAUAGGUGCAGCAUAUUUCUGAAUGACCACUUUGUUGGUGGACACACAGUUUAUUCGAAACGUUUGUGCGUACCUGGAUGUAAGAAUGGACCUGAACUGCUUACCAGUUUUGGAAAGAAAAAAUAUGAUCUGACACAAUUUCUCAAACUACCCAAGAGCGAGGAAGCUAACGUGCUGAUUAUAGUGGUAGAGAACUUGGGAAUCAAUCGACAGAUGGACAUGUUUAAUGAUGCUCGAAACCCACGCGGACUUAUUUCUGCGUCGUUCACCGGUCUCAAGAGCGGCAACAAACCACAGUGGAGUAUUUGUGGUGUAGAUGCAAGAAGGCUAGAUUGUUCAUUUAUCACUAGUGGCAUUCCGGAUGAACAUAAGCGUACUGGUUGGAUAUCGUUACCGUCUCUACCUGAAAGUGGGAUAAACCCAUCAGAUGGUUUAAGUUGGUGGAAAUUUAGUUUUUUGCACCCAGUUUCCUCCAAGCUGCGUUCAGAACUCUCGGCUCCUCUACGAUUAGUACUUUAUGGGUCAUUUACUUCAUAUAUAUUUCUCAACGGUACUCUUAUCGGUAGGUAUUAUGGAAAUGGAGAUUCACCUCAACAUGAUUUCUACUUGAUGGACGGACUGUUGAAACACGAUGAAGAUAAUACGAUUGCGUUGUUGGUAUAUAGUUGGGAGCCGGUGAUAUCGCCCGAUUUGAAGGUUCAAGUUAGAGGGUGGGAAAUUGAUGAUGCGAACAAGAGUGGGAACGUGGCUAGAUUGCGACGAGGAACGGAGGAUGUGGAGAGUGCUAGUAACGGUUGGGUUGUAUGGAAAGCCAGUAUCAAUUUGUGA
This is a messenger RNA of Paraglomus occultum, 1553 nucleotides long. The record is from the annotation of a GenBank genome assembly. NCBI's taxonomy places the organism in Eukaryota, Fungi, Glomeromycota, Glomeromycetes, Paraglomerales, Paraglomeraceae.